Molecule: messenger RNA, 885 nt
Organism: Lachancea fermentati
Lineage: Eukaryota; Fungi; Ascomycota; Saccharomycetes; Saccharomycetales; Saccharomycetaceae
Source: the annotation of a GenBank genome assembly
AUGGUUACAAUUUCUAAUGCCCACACGGAGCUGAUUCACGAUGCAGUCCUAGAUUACUACGGGAAACGUCUUGCGACGUGUUCUUCAGACAAAACAAUCAAAAUCUUUGAAGUUGAGGGCGAAACUCACAAACUAAUUGAGACAUUGCAUGGCCAUGAGGGUCCUGUCUGGCAAGUUGAUUGGGCUCACCCUAAAUUUGGUGUCAUUCUAGCAUCCUGCUCUUACGAUGGUAAGGCCUUGAUCUGGAAAGAAGAAAAUGGUAGAUGGUCUCAGAUUGCCGUUCAUGCGGUGCAUUCGGCAUCCGUGAACUCUGUACAAUGGGCUCCUCAUGAAUAUGGUCCUUUGCUAUUGGCUGCUUCAUCUGAUGGUAAGGUGUCAGUAGUAGAGUUCAAGGAAAAUGGCACGACCUCUCCAAUAAUUUUGGAUGCACAUGCAAUUGGAGUCAACACAGCUUCAUGGGCACCUGCAACCAUACAAGAUGGUCCAAAUCCACAACAACUACGCAGAUUUGUCACCGGUGGCGCUGAUAAUUUAGUGAAAAUUUGGAAAUAUAACGCUGAUGCAAACACUUAUCUACUAGAAGAUACUCUCGAAGGUCAUACAGACUGGGUUAGAGAUGUAACCUGGUCUCCAUCUGUUUUGCUACGCUCUUAUCUUGCCAGUGUGUCGCAAGAUCGUACAUGUAUCAUCUGGACUCAAGAAAAUAACCAAGGUCCUUGGAAGAAGACCCUAUUAAAGGAAGAUAAAUUCCCUGAUGUGUUGUGGAGAGCCAGUUGGUCACUCUCAGGUAACAUUCUUGCUAUAUCUGGAGGCGAUAACAAGGUAACUUUGUGGAAGGAAAAUUUAGAGGGAAACUGGGAGUCUGCAGGUGUUGUUGACCAAUAA